AUGGAGGACUACGACACGAUGAUGAUGGACAGCGAGGCUAUUGGCCCGUCCGUCAAGAUUUCGCAGAAGCUGACGAGCCGCCGCCAGGCCAACGACGAGCGCGUCGUCUUCCAGCUCAGCAACUGCGACCUCGCAUUUGCCAACUCUCUGCGCCGUGUCAUGCUCGCCGAGAUUCCUACCAUCGCCAUCGACCUGGUCGAGGUUGAGGAGAACACCAGCGUUCUCGCCGACGAGUUCAUCGCCCACCGCCUGGGCCUCAUCCCUCUUAACGCCAAGGGCGCCGACGAUGUCAAGUACUCGCGCGACUGCGAGUGCGAGCAGUACUGCGAGCUCUGCAGCGUCAAGCUCAUCCUCCAUGCCAAGUGCACCUCGGACGAGGGUAUGAACGUUUACGCUCGUGACAUGGUUGUCGACGGCGCUCGCCCCAACCACUUUGUGGGCAACCCGGUCAUUACCGACCCUGAGGGACAGGGUGUCCUCAUCGUCAAGCUCCGCAAGGGACAGGAGAUCAACAUGACCUGCAUCGCCAAGAAGGGCAUCGCCAAGGAGCACGUCAAGUGGUGCCCGGCUUCGGCCAUCGGCUUCGAAUACGACCCGCACAACAAGCUCCGCCACCUCGAUCUGUGGUAUGAGGAGGAUCCGCAAAAGGAGUGGCCUCUCUCUGAGAACGCAGCUCUCGAGGACCCUCCUGCGGAGGGCGAGCCCUUCGACUACGAUGCCGUCCCGAACAAGUUCUACUUUGACGUCGAGACCACCGGCCAGAUGGAGCCCGACCAGAUCGUCCAUGGCGGCAUCAAGAUCAUGAUGGAGAAGCUGGCCAGCAUUGUCCACGAGCUCAGGCCCGACGCGGGCGGCGAAGCGAAGGGGGAGUAUGAUGCCCCUCGCUCUCCCGAGUACGGUGACUCAGGCGCUGGCGGCGAUCCCUGGGGCCAGGACCAGGGCUUCACUACUCCCUACGGCGGCGGCAACCAGAGCGCCUGGGGCGGCGGCGGUACCACCCCCUACGGCACCACUCCCUUCGGCCAGCCUGGCCAGGGCGGCUGGUCCUAA
Thyridium curvatum is the source of this 1050-nucleotide messenger RNA. RefSeq lists its product as uncharacterized. Gene Ontology annotation, cellular component: RNA polymerase II, core complex. The coding region runs from base 1 to 1050 and encodes 349 amino acids. The transcript has 3 exons. Gene Ontology annotation, molecular function: DNA-directed RNA polymerase activity; DNA binding; protein dimerization activity. The record is from RefSeq and is a predicted model, not a curated record. NCBI's taxonomy places the organism in Eukaryota, Fungi, Ascomycota, Sordariomycetes, Thyridiales, Thyridiaceae. Gene Ontology annotation, biological process: DNA-templated transcription.